Molecule: messenger RNA, 487 nt
Organism: Balearica regulorum gibbericeps (East African grey crowned-crane)
Lineage: Eukaryota; Metazoa; Chordata; Aves; Gruiformes; Gruidae
Source: RefSeq, a predicted model, not a curated record
CCUCUCCAGUCACCUCCAAAGGGGGCCACCAUCCCCUACCACCCUGGCCUCUCCCUGGGCACCAUCCUGCUCUCUGCCAACCAGGGCUUCUCCAUGCAGGGCCAGUACAGCGGGGUCUCUCCCGCAGAGGUGACGAAGCUGCAGCAGCUGUCGGGGCACACGCUCCCCUUCGCCUCCCUGGGCCACACACCCUCCAUGGUGCCAGGCCUGGACACCAGUUCCCAGAGCAGCUCCCAGGAGUUCCUGGUGCCCAACGACCUCAUCGGCUGCAUCAUUGGCCGGCAUGGCAGCAAGAUCAGCGAGAUCCGGCAGAUGUCAGGCGCCCACAUCAAGAUCGGGAACCAGAUUGAAGGCUCCAGCGAGCGGCACGUGACUAUCACGGGGUCCCCCGUCAGCAUCACUGUGGCUCAGUACCUCAUCACAGCCUGCUUAGAGACGGCCAAAUCUACCUCCCAGGCGCCGCCAGGCCCUGGCUCCGUGGACCUCG